AUGGCAAGCUACCGCUUCCUCAUCCAAAAGUUGUCCGGAUUCUUCGCGGGCUGCGAGUUCCUCCACGUCCCGUGCAUAGAGAAUGAGGCGGCCGACACACUCGCCAAGAUCGCCUCGUCCCGGCAGUCCAUUCCAUCCGGCGUCUCCCUCGAGCAUCUGCACAAGCCGUCUGUCAAGCCGUCUCCGGACUCCGAGUCCAUCCACGUCCCAGCCGACCUAGCCGCACCUCAACCCGGCCCGGGGACUGCUCCAGCCAACCCGGCCAUGCCUCAACCCGGCCCAGGGACUACUCCCGCCAACCCGGCCGCGCCUCAACCCGUCCCGGGGACUGAUCCAACCGACUCGGCCACCGCCGUCCCCGACCCGGGGGCUGCUGAACCCGGCUCGGGGGCUCCCACCCCGGAGCCCGCCGUGAUGGCUGUCUUCGCUGGGGUCUCGGCACCAUCCUAG
Aegilops tauschii subsp. strangulata is the source of this 450-nucleotide messenger RNA. Lineage: Eukaryota; Viridiplantae; Streptophyta; Magnoliopsida; Poales; Poaceae. The record is from RefSeq and is a predicted model, not a curated record.